Messenger RNA from Prorocentrum cordatum, 746 nucleotides. Lineage: Eukaryota; Dinophyceae; Prorocentrales; Prorocentraceae. The record is from the annotation of a GenBank genome assembly.
AUGACCCUUACAGAAGCCAGAAGACACCAGUACUGGAAUGAACCACCACCAACGCACCGCAUCGACCGCGUCAAGGAGUGUCGCAAGAACUUCAAGGCAGACAUCGACUACCGAAUCACCACGAUCCAGAUGCACGCCAACGACGACUACGACUUCCACGGCAUCGCCACAAGAUUCGACUACAAAAGACACAUUGGAGACACGUCACCAGCGCCACCAGCGGCGCACAUACCCACGGAGACCUUAACGGUCAACACGUUGCGGCAAGAGCUCCAAGAAGCACAGCAGAAGGCUGAAGCACAACGAAGUCACGCCGCACAUCAAAGAGCCAUCAUCAACCAGCUCGGGAAAGCGACAGAGGCCCACCACAAGCACGAAGAGGAGAGCCACCGCAAGUUCCAGCGCCUCGAGCAGGACCACAUAGAGGAGCACAAGAAGGAGAUCUACAACAUCAGGAAGGCCACCGAGAAGAUCGCCGACCACAGCGCGCACAAGAUUGAGACAGACAGCACCAUCAUCAAGAACCUUCAGAACGAGCUCCGCGAGGCUGACAGCAUCACGUGCCAGUCCGCCGACCACAGUGAGAAGAUCUCCCCAGAACAAAAGCAAUACUACGAGCACUAUCAAGAGACGGCCGCCACCAGCGAGCACAUACCUACAGCCUUGGAAGAAGCACGACUUCAGCUACACGAGCCACAGCAGCCGCGAACCGCAGCUACGAUCACCAAGUACCACAACCUUGAGAA